UGACUUCCAGGCUGGUUCCUUCGGUCGGAGACCCGGAUGUGGGCCCGUGUCUAUUGGAGCCUGAGGCGGGUGGUUCCCUGGUCCCCUAGAAGGAGCGAGAGUCUCCAUGUGACCGCCCUUGUUCCCUCAGUCGGGGUUCUUGGGCGAGCGGUCAUGUAGGCAACCUUGACAGUGGGAGCCACUGUGCACUUAUUUCUCCAGGACACUGGAAACACCCCUCACACCUCAGGUUGGCAGCGAAUGAUGGCUAGGGAACCGAGUGAAUGCACGGCCUUGGAUGCCCGCUCUGCAGAGGACCAAAUGGGACUUCUGGUUGUGAAGGUGGAGGAGGAAGAGGCCUCUGCCUGGGUGGAGGAGAACAAUGUGCUAGGCCCAGAGCAUGCCCGCCUGUGUUUCCGUGCCUUUCGCUACCCUGAGGCUGCUGGCCCCCAAGAGGUCUUAAAUCAGCUCCGUGACCUCUGCCAUCAGUGGCUGCAGCCCAAGACCCACAGCAAGGAGCAGAUCCUGGAGCUGCUGGUGCUGGAGCAGUUCCUGGCCAUCCUGCCGGAGGAGCUACAGGCCUGGGUGUGCGCGCAGCACCCAGGGAGUGGAGAAGAAGCUGCAGUGCUACUGCAGUUUUUGGAGGAGCAGCUGGAGGAGUCACCGCUGCAGGUCCCAGGUGAUAAGGGACAAGGACUUCUGUGUUGCAAGGUGGAACUGGUGACAACGGCCCAGUGGUCACACAGCAGCCAAAUCCAGGCAGAGAAGCCUCUGCUCAAGCAUGAAUCUCUACACUCAUGGCCCUCACAAGACACAGUUGCCCGGGGAGGCAGCUUCACGGAAGAUGCAGUGGCAGCUAACAGGCUCCCUCCAGAGUCUCAGAGGUUGCUGAAAAUGGAAGACAUGGCCCUGACUCUUUCCCCUGGGAGGACACAGCUAGGUCCUUUGCAGGUGAACCUGUGCAGAGAUGAAAGGCAGCAGAGCUGUGGCCACCCUGGCUCCCUAGGUGGUGAAAUACAGGCUAAGAUCAGGGGCUUGUCUCCAGCUGAGGAGCAUCCAGGACAAGAUCCUGGGCAGACUCCCUGCCACCUGGGUGAGGACACUGCCCAAGUUCCUGCUAGUGCUGAAGCUGGUGAAUGGGAAGACAGGUUACAAAGAAAGCAGAAAAAUGCCACUCAAACACACAGGAGGAUCCAUACUGGAGAGAAACCCUAUGAGUGUGAGGAAUGUGGGAAGACCUUCAUCAGGAGCUCUGCCCUGGUCAUUCACCAGAGAAUCCACACAGGAGAGAAGCCAUAUGAAUGUGAAGAGUGUGGCAAGGCCUUUAGUCAUAGCUCAGACCUUAUCAAACACCAGAGAACACACACAGGAGAGAAGCCUUACAAGUGUGAGGUUACUGGAGAGAAACCCUAUGAGUGUGAGGAAUGUGGGAAGACCUUCAUCAGGAGCUCUGCCCUGGUCAUUCACCAGAGAAUCCACACAGGAGAGAAGCCAUAUGAAUGUGAAGAGUGUGGCAAGGCCUUUAGUCAUAGCUCAGACCUUAUCAAACACCAGAGAACACACACAGGAGAGAAGCCUUACAAGUGUGAGGACUGUGGGAAAACCUUCAGCCAGAGUUGUAGCCUCCUUAAACAUCACAGAAUUCACACUGGGGAGAAGCCAUACCAGUGCACCAUGUGUGGCAAAGCCUUUAGGCGGAGUUCCCAUCUCCAGAGACACCAGAGGAUCCAUGGUGAUAGAAAUGAACAGGAACUUCGGCUUGGAGAGGCCUGUGAAGGUCAGGCUAAAAUGGAAAGCCACUGGGAAAAUGUUGAAAUUCCCAUGUCUUAUAAAUGUAAUGAGUGCGAGAAAAGUUUUACUCAGAAAAUGGGACUUAUUGAACAUCAAAAAAUCCACACCGGUGAGAAGCCCCAUCAGUGUGGUGCAUGUGGAAAAGGCUUCACCCGAAGUUCAUACCUCAUUCAACAUCAGAGGAGCCACGUUGGCAAAAAAAAAAUUCUAUCACAGUGACCCACUGUAUGCAUAGUAAAGUUGGUACUUAUGUCACUGAACUGAAGCUACCUGGAGUCUUGCUACAGAAUUUGUGAGUUGGGGUUUUAUUUACUAAUAUACAUCAUGUAUUAGAAAAUACAUUCUGGCCUGGCGUGGUGGCGCAUGCCUGUAAUCCCAGCACUCAGGAGGCUGAGGCA
This is a messenger RNA of Fukomys damarensis (Damara mole-rat), 2168 nucleotides long. Its product is annotated as zinc finger protein with KRAB and SCAN domains 3-like. The record is from RefSeq and is a predicted model, not a curated record. Gene Ontology annotation, molecular function: RNA polymerase II transcription regulatory region sequence-specific DNA binding; DNA-binding transcription factor activity, RNA polymerase II-specific. Lineage: Eukaryota; Metazoa; Chordata; Mammalia; Rodentia; Bathyergidae. Gene Ontology annotation, cellular component: nucleus. Gene Ontology annotation, biological process: regulation of transcription by RNA polymerase II.